This is a messenger RNA of Daldinia loculata, 1158 nucleotides long. RefSeq names its product kinase-like protein. Gene Ontology annotation, cellular component: nucleus; cytoplasm. The coding region runs from base 1 to 1158 and encodes 385 amino acids. The record is from RefSeq and is a predicted model, not a curated record. Lineage: Eukaryota; Fungi; Ascomycota; Sordariomycetes; Xylariales; Hypoxylaceae. The transcript has 4 exons. Gene Ontology annotation, molecular function: ATP binding; cyclin-dependent protein serine/threonine kinase activity. Gene Ontology annotation, biological process: protein phosphorylation.
AUGACCUCCAAUUCCGACUGGAGAGCCUCACUCAGCUCAUCCGAUCGUUAUGAUAAUAUCCAAACCAUAAAGGAUGCGCUUGACGGGUUAAGUGAUACAGACCCUUCCUCUCAGAAAAGCGCAUUUGUCCUUGAGAAUGAGGCGUACAAGACCUCCACGUCGCGUGCUCAGUAUGAUGAAGCAUGCCGGAAUUUACUAGAGCAAAAAGCACCGGUUUCACCCGAGGUGCAACCUGCCUCAAUAGAACAAGUCGCCCCAGAAUCUCCUGGCACCACUAUAGGACAUUAUCAAAACUGUCAUUAUGUCGCAAGUGGACUUACUGCCGAAGUCUAUAGGUCAAGUACAGUGGCUCUCAAAGUAAUUGUUGAUGCUUCUGUCGGGGAACCUCAUAAUCCUUUUAGAGAAGCCAAGAUCUUGAAGUUGCUAAAAAGGCCGUGUAUUCCUUUGCUAGAGACUUUCCGGGAUCAAGAGCAGCGCUUUACUUUAGCUUUUCCGUUCAUGCCCCUAAGUUUAACGACUCUUAUUGAGCAGGGCCGUAUACCAAGAGCCAGGAUACAGAAGCAUUUUACGGACCUCUUUAAUGCUCUAGUUUAUAUCCACGAGAAAGGUAUAAUACAUAGGGACAUCAAACCUUCAGCACUUCUACUUGAGUCGGCCGAUGGUCCCGCCUACCUUUCCGAUUUUGGCGAAGCAUGGCAUCCUGAGCUCUCGAUUCACACGGAACCUGCUCAUAACAAAAUCCUAGACGUUGGCACUGGCCCAUAUCGUGCACCCGAGACACUAUUCGGCGAUAAGUCGUAUGGCCCCGCGGUCGAUAUGUGGGCAGCCGGAGCUAUGCUCGCUGAAUGCUGCCGAGAGACUCCUCGAGAACUUUUUGAAUCCCGAGCGGCCCACGAAGAUGGAAAUCAGCUCGGCCUAAUAUUAAGCAUUUUCAAGACAAUCGGAAGUCCAACUCGGGAGUCAUGGCCGGAAGCAGUGAACUUCAAGACACCCCCAUUCGACAUGUAUCGAGUAUUUGAAGGCCAUUCUUGGGAUGUUCUUCUACCGGAUGUUGAAGAAGAUUUUCGGGAACUUGUUGCUGCAUUAGUAGUAUAUAGCAAUCAUAAAAGAGCUACUGCAUCCCAAGCAUUGAAAUUUAGAUGCUUGCUACAGGAAUAA